GCGCUCUGCACGGGGAAGUUUGUGUUAAAAUGGCGGCGCUCGCGUCUGAGCAGGUCUGACUCAGGAAGGUCAGUUCCCGUUGGCAUGCCCCGACCGAAGCGAUGUGCGGACCCCUCCUUCCACCUGUAGCAGACCCGUGGCGGAAGAUGGCACAUGCGGUCGACAAGUCCGAUGUUGGCAAAACCUCUGGCAGCAGAGCAGGUUUACACGCUUCUGAGAACGGGUCUCCGCUGGGACUCCACACCCCAGAUCUCCCAAACCAUGACAGCACGCCUCUCAGUCCCCUGCCUCAUUACUGCCUGACCAGCUACAGGCCAGCACUGCUCUGCAGUGCCCCCUGUGGUGAGGAGGACCAACAUAGCCUGACCUCCCAGGACUCAGGGAUCCCCACACUGGAGAUCAGCCCUCCAGAGGCUGUCCGUGUACAAGCGUCUAGCGGCGAGGACGCCCCCGCGACCCUGACGCUGGAGCCAGAGCAUGGCGGCCCGCCCAGGGCCUCCACGUUCGCCCGGGGUGCUGCCACCCGGCUACCGAUGGGUGGGGGUGGAGCUUUGAACCGCAGUGACGACGUGUCCAUCUGCAGCGUGUCAAGCCUGAGCACGGAGCUCUCCGCUACGCUGUCUCUCGGCAACGACGACGGGGCUGAUUUCAUCAUCACGUCUGACUCCAGCGCUGUCGUCACAUUUGAGAACAAUGAUGCCGCCGCCAUCGGCUCACGGUUUAGUGAUAUUCCGCUCCCACCCCCCAACAAUCUGCUUGGAGGCAACUGGAGUCCCGGGCAACAGCCUGUUGCUGCGCCGAUGGCCCAGGAGGUCCAGCUGAAGAGAAGCCCCAUUCUGAACUUCCUGAGCAGGAGCCUGUUCUCUAAAAAGGGGAAGGAUGUUCAACUUCCAGACAGUCACAGUGAGUCUGGCUGGAAGAUUUUCGGGAGAGUGUUGUCAGCCAGAGACCCCAGAAGAGUACUUAAGGAACAUGAACGUGGUGCAGGGGUGGGUGAGUCUUCGUCUCCCAGGCAGAAUGUGAGGAAGAACCUGCAGUUUGAGCCACUGUCCACCACUGCCCUAAUCCUGGAACACCGGCCCGCGAACCUUCCGGCCAAGUCUGUAGAGGAGGCAGAGAAGCACCAGCAGCAGUACGAGGAGAUGGUGGCUCAGGCCAGGAAAAGAGAGCUGAAGGAGGCCCAGAAGAGAAGGAAGCAGUUUGAGGACCGGGUUAAAUUGGAGGAGAGCAUCGGCAAUGCUGCCCUCACCUGGAACCAGGAGAUACUGCCGAACUGGCACACCUUGCGCUCCUCCAGGCGGGUGAGGGACUUGUGGUGGCAGGGAGUGCCCCCUAGUGUCCGCGGCAGAGUGUGGCGCCUGGCCAUUGGCAAUGACCUCAACAUCACACAUGAGUUAUUUAACAUCUGCUUGGCAAGAGCAAAAGAGAAAUGCAGCGCUGCUCCCACUACUGCUAUCAGCACAGCAGAUACAGGGUCAUCUCAUGCCGACCGAGAGGCCAGUCUAGAGCUCAUCAAGUUGGACAUCUCUAGAACUUUCCCCAGCCUCUGCAUUUUCCAGCAGGGAGGCCCAUACCAUGAUGUGCUCCACAGCGUUCUAGGAGCGUACACCUGUUACAGGCCUGAUGUUGGAUACGUUCAGGGUAUGUCCUUCAUUGCAGCAGUGCUGAUCUUGAACAUGGACACUGCUGAGACCUUCAUUGCUUUUGCCAAUCUGCUGAACAAACCCUGCCAGAUGGCCUUCUACAGAGUGGACCAUAGCCUUAUGCUGACCUACUUUGCUGCAUUUGAAGUGUUCUUCGAAGAAAAUCUACCAAAGCUAUUUGCACAUUUUAAGAGUAACAGCUUGACACCUGAUAUUUACCUGAUUGACUGGAUCUUCACCCUGUACAGUAAGCCCUUGCCGUUGGACUUAGCUUGUCGUGUGUGGGAUGUGUUCUGCCGGGACGGUGAGGAGUUCCUGUUCCGCACGGCUCUGGGACUCCUGCGUCUCUACGAGGACGUCCUCACACACAUGGACUUCAUCCACAUCGCACAGUUCCUCACACGCCUGCCUGAACACGUGCCCUCUGAUGGCCUCUUCUCCUGCAUUGCCACCGUCAACAUGACCUGUAGGAGCAAGAAGUGGACACAGGUGUUGCAGGCUCUGCAGAAGGACCCAGAACGGGUUAGCCCUGUGCCCAAGCACUAAGAGAACCAGAGCGGGUGUCAGAACAGGUCCCCCCUACCAACUUACCCUGCUUCACACGCCUGCAGCAAAAACAGAAACGAGAAGAUCGUGUGUGUGUGUGUGUGUGUGUGUGUGUGUGUGUGUGUGUGUGUGUGUGUGUGUAUACGCUCACAUACAUUUGAACACUAAGACUCAGGACACUGUGAGCACGGACUCUGUCUCCAGAUCUUUUCUGCUGGAUUGAAUUGGCUGCAGUUCCAAGGAACCCAUAAUGGACAACACGCACACGCGCGCACACACACGCACACACACACUUCUAAUCGAUAGCACUGGUCAGUCUUCCUGGCUAUGUGUACAUUUCUCAGAAAAACACACACACAAGCUUCAGGGCUUUUCCAGUCUGCUGAUGACGAUGGAGAACUUGAGCUUUAAUUACUUUCUUUCCAUCCGUCCCUCUUCUCUUGGAGCCUUUUUCAGACUGUGUUAAGCUACAGUGAUAAAAUCAAGUUAGCCCUCUGGUAAAGUGUGUGGUGUGCGUGUGUAGGUCAGGGUACGUGUGUAGAUAAACUAUUGCCGUGAGACCAUUUGCUGAAUUGGCUGUUUAAGCAUGCGGUCACCUGCAGGGUCCACCUGGGUUGUAAAGAUUUCUAAGGUAUUAUUCAAACCUGGAUACUUGAAUUAUACAGUUAAGUUCCUGUGUCCAGAUGUUCUUACUGAGGGCCAGUUCAGCGUGAGAAUGGAGAGCACGGGGCAUCUUCAUGGCUUUGGCCAGUGUUUUGUUUUUGCUUUUUGUUUUAAACAUUUAUUGAGUGUUUGGUGUGUUUUGUCUUGCUUAUUUGCUUUGUUUUAUUUUUUAGCCAGUUGUGUAGAACAAGGUCCAUUGUCCACGCUGGCACAUUUUGCACAGUCUUGUGUGGAACUUGCUGAGUGUGUCUCUGAAUUAGUCUCCACUGUCUCUCUCUGUAAGGCCAGAGUGUACAAGUACACACUUAGUCUCUCUAUAAGAGCUGAGGGAAUGAAUAUGCACUUUGUCUGUAAGUCCAGAGUAAACGAGUGCACACUUGGUAAGGCCAGAGUAAACGAGUGCGCACUUUGGUGGUGUAUUCACUCCUCUGUCAUCGCUGUACUGCUGGAGUCAUCGCUGUACUGCUGGAGUCAUCGCUGUACUGCCGGAGUCUCUGUGUUCUGUAUGGAGCUGAUCACCACCAGCCAUGUAGCCCUUCUGACAUCUAACAUCACGCAGCAUUCACUCCUAAAGCCUCCUUCAUCUCUACUGCCCUCCCAUCCUGUUCGCCCCUCUCUCUCUCUCUCUCUCUCUCUCUCUCUCUCGCUCUCUCUCUCUCUGUUUUUGUGAGAAUCUCUCUCUUCCUCUCCAUUCAUCCCUUUCUCUCCCCCUCUCUCAGUCUCAUUGUUGCUGUUCUCUAUCCACAAGCGUGCACUCUUGUGAGCAGGUAGGCUGUGAGUGUCUCCCAGAGUGUGACUGUGUUCUGCUGAGCCACAGAUGGAGGGGAGCAGGAUGUGAGACGUGGUGGAGGGAGAGCGAGAGUGAGGUUGGCAGGCGCUGCGUCUGCUGCCUUGUUCCACAGUGAUAGCCACAAUGGUUAAAGUGUUGAAGAGCCCAGCUCCCUGAAGCACCGUCUCCACUCGCUGUCUCCAUGUCACUUUCAGUGUAGUUGGUUUUCACACGGUGGCUGUAGUGUGAGUGGAUCUUGGGACUGAUUCUAAAGAUGGCCCCGACAUAGCCUGGAGAGGACAACCAUCAGCCAUGUCUCUCUCAGGUCCUGGAGGCCUCCAGUACUGCACUAGGAACUGAACUGGACAGAACAACUCCAGACCUUUUUGUGAUUGCCCUUGAUGACUGCAGUCUGACAGCAGAAGCUAAAUACAUUUUGUGUUCAUCUUAGUGGCACUUGUAGACCCUUUCACAUUCAAAACCAGAAUGACCCUCAUUAGCAGUGCUGUUAUGAACCUGGUCCACACACACUCAGUGUAAUUGCCUGGGUUGGUGUCCUGCUGAUUUGUUGAUGCUCUUGUGUUGGAAUGGCACCCAUUUCAGCCAGUUUUGUGGUCCACACACUGAAAGCAAUACUUGCUCUGGAGUUCCUCCUGUUGGGUUGAAGGGCUGAGUUGCAUGGCUUCUCUGAAUCGACUGUGCUUGGAGAGAGUUUUGCACAGCCGUUACGGUUAUUUUCAACCAUAACAGACUCUUCUGAAAUGAGCCACACCCACCGGAUGUGUCGAUGGCACUCGUAGAUCUGAGGGUGACUGGACCAGUACUCGGACUAGUCCAGAGAAAUGGUGUCCUAAACUGUUCACUAUACUUGUCUCAUUAAAAUGUCUAUUCACCACAGA
Molecule: messenger RNA, 4520 nt
Organism: Electrophorus electricus (electric eel)
Lineage: Eukaryota; Metazoa; Chordata; Actinopteri; Gymnotiformes; Gymnotidae
Source: RefSeq, a predicted model, not a curated record